UUCUGAAGACCUCAAAUGGACGUCAUCAACGAGCGACAAUUAGCACGAAGGUUCCGAAUGCAGAAGCUCGCUGUUGCCUACUAAACAAACAAUCGAGCCAUUUAAUUUUGAGUGAAAUCAAAAAAUGCCUAAAGUGAAAAGGAGUAGAAAACCACCUCCAGAUGGUUGGGAGCUGAUAGAGCCAACUCUUGACGAAUUGGAUCAGAAAAUGCGCGAAGCUGAAACCGAGCCUCAUGAGGGGAAACGUAAAGUUGAGUCUCUAUGGUCAAUCUUCAGACUCCAUCACCAACGCAGCCGUUACAUAUUCGACCUAUUUUACAAAAGAAAGGCCAUCAGUCGAGAGCUAUAUGAGUAUUGCAUCAAAGAAGGAUAUGCAGACAAGAAUCUGAUUGCCAAAUGGAAGAAACAAGGCUAUGAAAAUCUGUGCUGUCUGCGGUGCAUUCAGACACGUGACACUAACUUUGGGACAAAUUGCAUAUGCAGAGUGCCCAAGAGUAAGCUUGAAGUGGGUCGUAUUAUUGAAUGCACUCACUGUGGAUGCAGAGGAUGCUCUGGAUGAGUCAAGAAGGAAACAACUUUUGCAUUGUGUUGGAACAUUAGGGCUUUGUACUUUUAAAUAUCCUUAACGGGUUGUUAUUACAAUGUCAGAUGUGUGGUGAAAUCAAAUUGAUUAUUGUUUGUGUAUUCUUUGAUUUGUAUUAUUUUAUUAAACUGCUGUAUCUUAA
Xyrauchen texanus (razorback sucker) is the source of this 725-nucleotide messenger RNA. Its product is annotated as protein BUD31 homolog. The record is from RefSeq and is a predicted model, not a curated record. Gene Ontology annotation, biological process: mRNA splicing, via spliceosome. The transcript has 4 exons. Lineage: Eukaryota; Metazoa; Chordata; Actinopteri; Cypriniformes; Catostomidae. Gene Ontology annotation, cellular component: nucleus; spliceosomal complex. Bases 125 to 559 code for a protein of 144 amino acids.